AUGCAGCUAAAUCCAUCGUGGUUGCCCCAGGUGGACGCUACCAAGAUUGAUCGAGCCCGUGACGAGUUAGAGGAAGGGGCAUUCAAGAGUCUCCUGUAUGCUGUCGAAGUGGACGAAGCCAGUAAACAGUUACAGGAAAGCGCAGCCGACAGUGUCAUGGAUGCCACCGAGAUGGAGCGCAACAGUGACGAUGUGGAGGAGGGAGGAGCUGAGAGUCUCAUUGAUGAUGACAGGAUGGACCAAGCACAUGAAGACGUGGAGGAGGCAGUAGCUGAGACUCUCGCUGGUGCUGCGAAGAUGGACCAAGCACGUGACGAAUCAGAGGAGAGUGUAGCUGACAGUCUCACAGAUGAUGACAGGAUGGAACAAGCACAUGAAGACGUGGAGGAGGCAGUAGCUGAGAGUCUCGCUGGUGCUGCGAAGAUGGACCAAGCACGUGACGAAUCACAGGAGAGUGUAGCUGACAGUCUCACAGAUGAUGACAGGAUGGACCAAGCACAUGAAGACGUGGAGGAGGGAGUAGCUGAGAGUCUCGCUGGUGCUGCGAAGAUGGACCAAGCACGUGACGAAUCACAGGAGAGUGUAGCUGACAGUCUCAUAGAUGAUGACAGGAUGGAACAAGCACAUGAAGACGUGGAGGAGGCAGUAGCUGAGACUCUCGCUGGUGCUGCGAAGAUGGACCAAGCACGUGACGAAUCAGAGGAGACUGUAGCUGACAGUCUCGCAGAUGAUGACAGGAUGGAACAAGCACAUGAAGACGUGGAGGAGGCAGUAGCUGAGAGUCUCGCUGGUGCUGCGAAGAUGGACCAAGCACGUGACGAAUCGCAGGAGAGUGUAGCUGACAGUCUCACAGAUGAUGACAGGAUGGACCAAGCACACGAAGACGUGGAGGAGGGAGUAGCUGAGAGUCUCGCUGGUGCUGCGAAGAUGGACCAAGCACGUGACGAAUCAGAGGAGACUGUAGCUGACAGUCUCGCAGAUGAUGACAGGAUGGAACAAGCACAUGAAGACGUGGAGGAGGCAGUAGCUGAGAGUCUCGCUGGUGCUGCGAAGAUGGACCAAGCACGUGACGAAUCGCAGGAGAGUGUAGCUGACAGUCUCACAGAUGAUGACAGGAUGGACCAAGCACAUGAAGACGUGGAGGAGACAGUAGCUGAGAGUCUCGCUGGUGCUGCGAAGAUGGACCAAGCACGUGACGAAUCACAGGAGAGUGUAGCUGCCAGUCUCACAGAUGAUGACAGGAUGGACCAAGCACAUGAAGAAUUAGAGGAGUUGGCAGCGGAGACUCAAAUGGAUACUGCCAAGAUGGAGCAAGUUUAUGAAGGGGAGGCAGCUUAG
Schistocerca serialis cubense is the source of this 1338-nucleotide messenger RNA. RefSeq names its product FK506-binding protein 5-like. The transcript has a single exon. Lineage: Eukaryota; Metazoa; Arthropoda; Insecta; Orthoptera; Acrididae. The record is from RefSeq and is a predicted model, not a curated record. The coding region runs from base 1 to 1338 and encodes 445 amino acids.